This is a messenger RNA of Thermothelomyces thermophilus ATCC 42464, 1257 nucleotides long. RefSeq names its product glycoside hydrolase family 18 protein. The transcript has a single exon. Gene Ontology annotation, biological process: carbohydrate metabolic process. The record is from RefSeq and is a predicted model, not a curated record. Bases 1 to 1257 code for a protein of 418 amino acids. Lineage: Eukaryota; Fungi; Ascomycota; Sordariomycetes; Sordariales; Chaetomiaceae.
AUGGUUCACGUAGGAUUGAUCCUCGCGCUCGUCGCCUCCUUGCCCCGGACCGUCGCCGAAGGCCCUCGCCAGCAGCUCCAGGCCAGCCUGAACCGAACACACCCGGAACUCCCUCGUCUCAUGCUCUAUCACCAGACGACCCAUGACGCCACUGGUCGGCCCAUCUCGCUCCUCCCGCUGGUCACCAAGCAACACAUUGGCCUCACCCACCUCAUCGUUGGCGCCUUCCACGUCCACGCCAACGGCACGAUCCAUCUCAACGACCAUCCUCCUUGGCACCCACGCUACUCGACCCUAUGGGCCGAGACCCGCAUCCUGCAGUCGCCAUCCACCGCUGGCGGCAGAAGCGGAGGGGUCAAGGUCCUGGGCAUGGUGGGCGGCGCGGCGGCGGGGACCUUUGCGGCGGACACGCUGGACGGGGACGGAGCCGCCGCGGCCGCGUUCGAGGCGUCGUACGCGCUCCUCCACGAGGCGGUGCGGGCGCACACCCUCGACGGCGUCGACCUCGACGUGGAGGAGCCCAUGACGCUGCGGGGCGCCGCACGGCUGGUCCGCCGUCUGCGGGCGGACUUUGGCCCGCGCUUCGUUAUCUCGUUCGCGCCCGUGGCCACGGCCUUGUUGGGGACAGGGGCAGGGGCGGGAGCGGGAACGGGAACGGGAACGGGCCGGCGGGGACGUGGACGGGGGCGCGGAGGAGCGGGGAACCUGAGCGGGUUCGACUACCGCGCGCUGGAGCGGGCGGUGGGGAGGGAGAUUGCGUUCUACAACGCCCAGUUCUACAACGGGUUCGGCGGGAUGGCGGACACGCGCCUCUUCGACGCCAUCGUCGGCGAGGGGUGGGAGCCGGACAGGAUCGUCAUCGGGCAGCUGACGAGCCCCGAGAACGGGGGCGGGUUCGUGGGGCACGAGCGAUUUGCGAGGACAAUCGAGCGGCUGAGGAGGAGGCACGGCGAGAUCGGCGGCGUCGCCGGGUGGGAAUAUUUCAACGCCGUCCCGGGCGGGUCGAGCCGGCCGUGGGAAUGGGCAGAGAGCAUGACGAGGAUCCUCCGGCCUCCCGGGACAGAGCCGGUGUUGAGAAUCACGAGGGAGAUGGCGGAGAGCCUGAGCCGUGCGUGGAUGGUGAGCGCAGCGGAGGGAGGAGGAGGAGGAGCAGGAGGAGGAGCAGGGGGAAUUAGCAGUGCCAGCGGGUUGGGUACAGCGGAGAAACGAGUUGGGCUGGCGCCGAACGUCGAUUACAUGGCCAUGGUGAAUGCAUGA